GUUUUCGUCUAUUGACGGGGGUUCCCCGCCACGACAUAUUGCAAAAUCGAGUGGUACCACAGGCUUCGCACACAGCAUGCCUGCCUGUCAUUGAGACCAUGAUAGACUACUAUGUACUUGGUCUGUUGUGGUGAACAGGAAGGAGACAGGGAACGAAAAUCCAGCAUGGGCUCGCUUCAUCUAAAUACCGUGCCAGCGCCGGUCGGCGAACGAAAAUGAAGUUAUUGUCUCGGAAACUGGGACGCAGCAAUUUUCUUCUGACCGACGCCGACAUAAUCUAGCCCCUUGCAUUUGACCAUCAUCAUGAAGCGAAUCCUGGGUCUCAUUGCCUAUGCUUCCGUCCCAACGGUAAUUAAUGCGGUGCAAAUAUCCGUCGACGAGACUGCGCCCAGCAACCCGGUCUUUGACGCGUAUGUGAGCUACAGCAUCGAGUUUUCUAGCUUCCCCGACUACGCAGGGAACAACUCUCGUCCAAACACCUUCUCCGAGAAUCUCCUAGACAACCUGGGCAAGAUCACUGGUACCAAGCCGUACAUCCGCGUCGGCGGCAAUACGCAAGACUACGCCCUGUACAAUGCCUCGCUGCCCUAUAGUCUGAAUGGCACGAUUGAUCCCAAGCGUUCAUCCGAUUAUCCAACCACGAUCUUCAUCGGUCCCUCGUUCUUUGAGUCUUACAAUUCCUUCAAGAACACCAGGUUCAUUCAUGGCUUCAACCUAGGGCUGGGCGGCAACCGGACGUCCGGCUGGCAGACACUUCUAGACACGGUCCCGCUCGCCUGCAAGGCCCUGGGCGGCGGGAAGUUGUUCGCGUGGACAUAUGGUAACGAGCCGGAUCUGUUCUCUACUUCUGCCCAGGGCCCUGUGAGACCGCCUAGUUGGAACGAGGCAGAGUACGUCGACCAAUGGCUAAACGGCACGAGAAAAAUCCAUGAGUCACUCGAGAGGAACUGUCCAGACCUGGCCAAAAAUGGUACCUAUGGGUACAUUGCACCUUCAUUUGCCGGCGUGGGGAACAAGUUGAAGGCACCGAAAGCGUGGGGCGAAGGACUUAAUGAGGAUAAUAACAUCAAGCUGUUUGCUACACAUAAUUACAUCAGUGGCGCAACCUCUCCAGGGGUUACCCUCCAGGGGACCCUAAUGAACCACUCCAUGACGAAGGCCUCGGUCGAUGCCCACAUUGUUGAGUACAAUCAGGUCAAAGCCAUCGAUGCUGCGGCUCCACCGCUCAUUUUUGGCGAGACCAACUCGUUAUACAACCAAGGUCGACCCGGGCUCUCAAAUACCUUUGGUGCGGCUCUCUGGGGUGUCGACUUUAACCUAUAUUCCGCAAGUGUCGGCUUCAAGAGGGUACACAUGCACAUGGGUACUGAUUACCGGUACGCCUCCUGGCAGCCCAUUGCCACCAACAAGGCCACCAUCGGCACCAAAGCCCCUUACUACGGCAACAUAGCCGUAGCCUCCUUCCUCGCCCCCCCUCCCUCUUCCCCCUACGACUCCCCCGCCACCUCCCUCGCCACCUCCCUCGCAACAGUCAAACACCUCCCCAUCUCCUCCACCCCAUUCCUCUCCGCCUACGCAGCCUACCACUCCUCCAACCUCACCCGCCUCAUCCUCAUCAACCUCCAAUCCUACAACACCACCGCCUCAGGCGAAGGUCUUGCCCCUUUACCUCCUUCGUCCCUGACCCCUCGCCCUUCAGUGACAUUCAACUUCACCUUACCCGCCGCUUAUCUCUUGACGGAUGGAGGGAAAGAAAAGCAGGUGGUGGUGAAGAGGCUGAUGGCUAACGGGAGCGAUGCCAUUACGGGAAUCACGUGGGAUGGAUGGAGCUAUAAUUGGGAAUUGGACGAAGGUAGGCCGGUUAGGUUGGCGAAUGUGACGAGGACGAGUGAGAGCGAGAGAGCGUGGGUUGGGGAGGGGACGAGUGAUGGCGGGAAGGCGGGAUUGGGGGUCGUAGUUGAGGCGGGGAGUGCGGCUUUGGUUGAGUUUGUUUGGUAGUCUUUCCUGGGAGAGGAGGGGGUUUGGGUUUUUAGCUUUGCUUUGUGGGCUUGGGACGGAGCGGAAGGCUUUAUCUUUCCUUAUGAAAGUGGAAAAGUGUAUGUAGAUGUUGUUUUGGGGUGGGUAAGUGAUCAAGUGCUGCCACGAGCGACAAGGAUCACACAGAUGGUAAGGUAUGUAGUAGUCCAGUCAACAAUUGGAAACUUGU
Molecule: messenger RNA, 2206 nt
Organism: Neurospora hispaniola
Lineage: Eukaryota; Fungi; Ascomycota; Sordariomycetes; Sordariales; Sordariaceae
Exons: 4
Coding region: 304-1998 (564 amino acids)
Source: RefSeq, a predicted model, not a curated record